Messenger RNA from Aspergillus tanneri, 822 nucleotides. RefSeq lists its product as uncharacterized. Bases 1 to 822 code for a protein of 273 amino acids. The transcript has a single exon. The record is from RefSeq and is a predicted model, not a curated record. Lineage: Eukaryota; Fungi; Ascomycota; Eurotiomycetes; Eurotiales; Aspergillaceae.
AUGAAACCUCUCCUCCCCCUCAUCCUCUGCACCUUCGCAUCAGCAUGGACAUUCACCUGGCGCAACGAAGCCAAUGACACCUUCACACACAGCAGCCAUGAUGUCCAACCCUGUACACGGAUUGACCACGCCAAAGGCAGAGAAUUCGACUUCGAGCCGGACAAAGACGCAUACUGGUUCUACCUCUGGACUUCAGAUAACUGCACCGGCCCGCCCGCCGGGAAAAACUCGCCCACGGUAUGGCGAAAAAUAGCUAGUAAAGAUCUCCGAUCGUAUAUGGUUGAAUACGGCGAUAGUACCGGUCCGCUGCCGAAAUCUACUACAACUACAACUACAUCAAUGCCUACGGCUACACCUUCAUCUAUGCCUACGGCUACACCUUCAUCUAUGCCUACGGCUACACCUUCAUCCUCCGCACCAGAAAAGAAGGAUAAUGGAUUAAUCGCCAGCGGCGCCAUCGCUGGAAUCGUCGUCGCGGUUGUCGUAGCGCUGGGUAUUCUCGCUGCGGGAUUAUUUUAUCUCGGACGACGGGUUCGAAAGAGACAGUCUACACCGAAUACUUCCCCUUCCCAUCCACAGCAGAAGGAUGCAUCUCCCUCUCUACCACCAAGUUCGUCGUAUGGGGCUGAAAUGGGAGGAAGCGGAUGGGCGCCACAGUCGCAGGUUCCAAUACAGUCGCAACCGAUGUUGUAUCAUGGUGAAUCGCCGAUCCAGAAGGCCUGGGCGGAACUUCCUGGGGACAGCAUGGUGUCGGAGUUGAGUGAUAGUCGUCGACUGCAGGAAUUGGAGGGACCUGAUCAUCCGAAGUUAAUGGAUAAGUGA